AUGAGUUUGAACGAUGUAUCUAGUACUCAACAACAACAACAACAACAACAGCUGAAUAACAGUAUAUACGCAUCUGGCUCCCCAACACUAGAUACCACCACCACCAACAACAACAACAAUAGCAAUAACAGUAACCAAUCGCAUGGAGCAGGCUUGCACAGCUGCAGUAACAACAAUAUCAACAAUAGCGGCAGUAAUAUUGCAAAUAACAACGGCACCUCCGGACAGACCCCUGGACAGACCACCGACAACAACACCACCAGCGCAGCUUCUGACUCCAAAAGUAUACCUAAGACCAACACCAACACCAAUGUUAAUUCCAAACCCAAUCUAAAUAGUCAAAAUAAUUCAUCAACAUCACUAACAAAAAAAGUAUCUCGACACGCUCACAAGGACACUACAACAAGGGGCAAAUACAGCUUAAAUGAUUUCCAAAUCUUACGAACAUUGGGUACCGGGUCAUUUGGACGUGUCCAUUUAACAAGAUCGAUUCACAAUGGAAGGUUCUACGCCAUGAAGGUGUUGAAAAAGGAACGAGUUGUAAAUAUGAAACAGGUUGAACAUACCAACGAUGAACGAAGAAUGUUGAAAUUGGCGCAACAUCCAUUUAUAAUUCGAAUGUGGGGCACGUUCCAAGACUGUCAUAACUUGUUUAUGAUUAUGGAUUACAUAGAAGGUGGUGAAUUAUUUUCAUUAUUGCGAAAAUCACAACGGUUCCCGACCCCAGUGGCCAAAUUUUAUGCAGCAGAGACUUUUUUAGCCAUUGAGUAUCUACAUAAUUUAGACAUUAUUUAUCGGGAUUUGAAACCAGAGAAUAUCUUGUUGGAUAAAAACGGACAUAUCAAAUUGACUGAUUUCGGGUUUGCCAAGGAAGUUCAAGAUGUGACUUAUACAUUAUGUGGUACUCCUGAUUACAUUGCUCCUGAAGUUGUUGCCACUAAGCCUUAUAAUAAAUCAGUUGACUGGUGGUCGUUUGGGAUAUUGAUUUUUGAAAUGUUGACUGGUUACACGCCAUUUUAUGACCCAACUCCAAUGAAGACUUAUGAAAAUAUUUUGAAUGGAACUAUAACUUACCCUGAUUACUUACCGCCUGACAUUUUGGAUUUGUUACAGAAAUUGAUUGUAAAGGAUUUAACGCAAAGAUUGGGUAACUUGCAAGGCGGUUCAAAUGAUGUGAAAAACCAUCCUUGGUUUAAAGAAGUUAUAUGGGAACGUUUAUUAUCUCGAGAUAUUGAGACCCCUUAUGAACCACCUAUCACUUCAGGUGUGGGUGACACAUCCCAAUUUGACAAGUAUCCUGAAGAUAAAGAUUUAGAUUAUGGUAUAAGUGGAGUAGAUGACCCAUAUCGAGAUAUGUUUCAAGACUUUUAA
Lodderomyces margitis is the source of this 1371-nucleotide messenger RNA. It is a transcript of the gene TPK1, whose product is annotated as cAMP-dependent protein kinase catalytic subunit TPK1. NCBI's taxonomy places the organism in Eukaryota, Fungi, Ascomycota, Pichiomycetes, Serinales, Debaryomycetaceae. Bases 1 to 1371 code for a protein of 456 amino acids. Gene Ontology annotation, biological process: peptidyl-serine phosphorylation. Gene Ontology annotation, cellular component: nucleus; cAMP-dependent protein kinase complex. The record is from RefSeq and is a predicted model, not a curated record. Gene Ontology annotation, molecular function: ATP binding; cAMP-dependent protein kinase activity. The transcript has a single exon.